Paraglomus brasilianum is the source of this 189-nucleotide messenger RNA. NCBI's taxonomy places the organism in Eukaryota, Fungi, Glomeromycota, Glomeromycetes, Paraglomerales, Paraglomeraceae. The record is from the annotation of a GenBank genome assembly.
GAGAAGAAAAAUAGAUUGACUGUGAGAAUGGGGGUGGAACUGGAGGAGAUAGCACAAACGUGUCAAGCUGAAAUGACAAGGAGAAAGUUGGUGCUGAAAAAUGAAGUUAUGAAAGUGCAAAUAGAGAACACAGCAAUUCAGAAGGAGAAUGCAGUGCUUCAGGGGAGGGAUAAUAAGAAGAGUGUAUAG